Sinocyclocheilus anshuiensis is the source of this 2310-nucleotide messenger RNA. RefSeq names its product golgin A7 family, member Ba (gene golga7ba). NCBI's taxonomy places the organism in Eukaryota, Metazoa, Chordata, Actinopteri, Cypriniformes, Cyprinidae. The record is from RefSeq and is a predicted model, not a curated record. Gene Ontology annotation, cellular component: palmitoyltransferase complex. Gene Ontology annotation, biological process: protein targeting to membrane; peptidyl-L-cysteine S-palmitoylation. The coding region runs from base 138 to 659 and encodes 173 amino acids. The transcript is spliced from 5 exons.
AAAUGAGCGCGUGACGUAGCGGAGCACGCAGCUGGACAUCAAAGAGGAUCAAAGCGGCUGUCCACGGCUCCUUAAGCUCUUUUAGCCAGAGCAGAUUGAGUGUUUGUGCGUCUCUUUCAUCGGUGACCGGAUCAGGAAUGAGUUCAGCACCGCGGACAGCGACGGAGCGAACAAAACUCCCGUACUGCCACGAAUCUUUCCAUAACCUUCAGGAGUUGAGACACAGUGCAUCUCUGGCCAAUAAGGUCUUCAUUCAGAGAGACUACACGGAUGGCACCAUCUGCAAGUUCCAGACCAAGUUCCCCUCUGAGUUAGACAGCAGGAUUGAGAGGACGCUGUUUGAGGACACGGUGAAGAUGCUGAAUAAUUACUAUGCAGAGGCGGAGAAGAUCGGAGGCCAGUCCUACAUCGAGGGAUGUCUGGCCUGCCUCACGGUUUACCUCGUAUUCCUGUGCAUCGAGACGCGCUAUGAGAAGGUGCUGAAGAAGAUCUCGCGGUACAUUCAGGAGCAGAAUGAGAAGGUCUACGCUCCUCGAGGUCUCCUCAUCACAGACCCCAUAGAGAGAGGCAUGAGGGUCAUUGAGAUCAGUGUGUACGAGGAUCGCGGCUCCAGCGGUUCAAGCUCAGGAAGCAGCACAACCAGCAGCAGCGGACGAUGAUUCACACACACACACACACACACUCGCCCACAUGUGAUGCCUUCAUACUAACGCCCGCUGAACAGACACGAUAGCAACCGCUCAGCAUCGCCAAACACAAACACACCUGACAUGAACUGCCUCCACAAGACACAUCAGCUUCUGGAUCAGCAGCGCGUCAUUACCUCAGUCAUUACCGCCACCUUCACUGACACCUUCCAGUCACUCGCUGUAGCAUUCUGGGUAAAGCGCACAUGAGCUUCUGUCACUGUAAUAUGCAAUCUCACUCACAAACGCCUGUGAUGUAGCUGCCGAUCGGCACACAACAGUCUUCCAUCAUCACGAUUUUUCACCCUUUUUUGUUUGAGAAUUUAAUGAGCACUUUUACUCUAAUUAUUGAACAGAAGUCAGAUUUUAGACUAGGUAGAUGUCAAGGACUGAAAUCUAAGCCCAUAUAUUUUAUACAGGCCCCAGACACUGCCAUCUUAUUCCACGGGUACUAUUUAUGACUUUAUUGUUUUAUUUCAUAGUGUGCUAAUCGUUCAUACUUUGUACUCAUAACGCGUCGUCAGAGCAGAAACGAGUCCUGAUGACGUGACUGCCAAGAGCCAGAGCUUCCUCACAUGGUCCUUCAUCAUGAGCUUCCAUUUCGUACUGAGAACCUUUGUCCCCUGUUUAUGCAAAGAUCAAGCGUAAAAGAAGCUGAGAGUGCUUUUCUGUUGUGUAGCAAAAUAAAUAAACAACGAUGGUCAAAUGAACUAGUUCUGCUUUUGUGUAUUUGAUCCACAUUUUAUUUAAAUUUAUUUUUAUGCACAGGGUUUUAUUUAGGCAUUUUACACUUGACUAAAAAGAAGUGCUUUCAUGUAAAACAGGACAUUGUUUUUUGCCAUUAAGUUUUUAAGAUAUUAAUAUAUAUGCCUCUUUGGCGCCACUCUGUUUGAGAUGUUCUUCUUUCCGUGGGUUGUGCAUCGGCAUGGCUCUAGCGCGGAUUAAUCUAAUGUUUUGAGGUGUAUGUGUAUUCACUGUACUUCGGAAUUACAGAUACAUCUUGGAAAUAUGUCAAAAAUAAUAAGCUUUGCUGGAAAAUGUCAUCUGAAGAAGUAAGUAACAUGUCUGCCAGUUUCACUUUGACCAACUGAAAAAAAAAAAGUUUUACAAUAAAUUGUGCUACCAGUGUGAUUAAAUCUAACGAUCGCAAUUGCUUUAAAGUUAGCUCAGAUCACAUCAAACGUGCAAAUAUUAUAAUUUGUUCUCAAAUUGUUAAUGUCAACAGUGUCAACACUGCAUUAGUUUAGGGUGUAUUUAGUUACCUGUAGAUUUGAAUUUCUGUACAGUCUAAUCUCUAAUUGACAUAAUAUUCGAUUGUCAUAGAAAAAAUGUGUUCUUUUAAACUCAAAAAUCUAUUUAAUGUUCCUUAUCACUCGUUCUAAAAUGACAAGUUUAAUUAUUACAGCUGCUGUAAGAAGAGGCUACACAUUGAUCCGCCACCACAUGCGAUAUAGCCUACUAGCCGGGACUCCUUUAUGUAUACAGACGUGACAUAAUGACGCAAAGACGAACGGCGGCAAACUAGCAUUUCCCGCGAAAACCGACCCAAACCCGAAUUAGAAAACAUUUUUUACAAGCUUACCGUUGUGAAUCGGGGGCUAAGGUGAGGAGAUAGUUUUGAACA